Protopterus annectens (West African lungfish) is the source of this 4665-nucleotide messenger RNA. Its product is annotated as fibronectin type-III domain-containing protein 3A-like. Gene Ontology annotation, molecular function: protein binding. Bases 192 to 3797 code for a protein of 1201 amino acids. Lineage: Eukaryota; Metazoa; Chordata; Ceratodontiformes; Protopteridae. The transcript is spliced from 26 exons. The record is from RefSeq and is a predicted model, not a curated record.
GCAGUCUCACUAGGGGGCGGGGGGUGCAGAGCUGAGAGCCGAGGUUGUAUCAGUGAUAUUUUUCGGGGUACGGGUACUAACUGGCAGCGCUGAGCUUUGUCAGGAAUUUCGUGUUUAGGAAGCUGUGGUUGUUGGACGCUUAAACAGAUCACGGUUUUCAGGGGUGGUGAGUAAGAAGCAUCUGUCAAUGAAUGAACUUUUCAGUGAUGAUGGCCGACCAGCCUCCUCCACUGGAAGCUACACCACUUAUCAGUGAAGUGGCACUACUGCCUCAUGUGGUCGGUGGAGAGGCUGCACAGCAGGUUAUACUGGUGCAGGUAAACCCAGGAGAGACAUUCACUAUCAGAACUGAAGAUGGUCACUUCCAGUGCAUUCCAGGUCCUGCUCAAGUUCCUAUGAUGUCACCGAAUGGUACAAUGCCACCAAUAUUUGUGCCUCCUGGUUAUAUCUCUCAGGUAGUGGAAGAAAAUGGAAUGCGAAAAGUCAUGGUACUACCUCAUUCUGCGGACUUCCUCCCUUCUCUGCAUCCUCACCUAGCACAUGUGCCACACUACUUGCAUCAGCACCCUUUAUUGCCUCACCAGCCUCAUCCUAUGUAUUCCACUGUGCCAGGGGACCUGCCAACCCAGUUCAUUCACCAGCAUGCACUUCCACCACAUAUCUAUGCAGAACAAGAAUCCCGCUUGUAUGGAAGGAUAAAUUUUAUACAAAGAGAUGAACGGAAUACUAAAAUGCAUGAACAGUUAAGAAAAAGACUGAAUGACAGACAGAAUGGACAUAAUAAUAAUACUAACAGUAAUAAGCUUAGUAGCCCUCCUCCGUCUCCACAGAAAAGUCACACUAACUUAAACGCACAUGUGCAGAACGGAUAUGGAAAAGGAAGUCACUUUACAGGCAUCAGCAAUGGAGCAGUGAGGCUGAAGCAGCUGUAUAAAAUACAGGGAAGUCCGCCAUCUGAUACAGAAAAUGGAGAUUCAGCAGCUGUCCUGAAGGGACUACAAGAUAUGCUUCCCAGUAUUGACAAGCCUAUAGUGUCCAGUAUUCAGGCAAGAUCAGCUUUGGUUUCUUGGAGUCCUCCUCUGACUUCCCAAAAUAGCGAAAGUCAGACUAAUCAUCUUCCGACAAAAUUUACAUAUGAAGUUGCGGUUUCCAGUAAUGGAAAAAAUGGGAAAUUCAAAUCUGUUUACACGGGCGAAGAAACAACAGUUACCCUACCUGAUCUCCGGCCAGCUACAGACUACUUUGUUAAAGUUUCUGCAUUUUCAAACUCUUUAAGGGGAUCAUCAGAGACGGUGAGCUUUACAACAGAAUGUAGCGAACCAGACCCUCCAGCUCCACCCAGAUUGGUCAACAAAACCAAAAGUAGCCUAUCUAUGCAGUGGAAGGCACCAAAUGACAAUGGAUCGAAGAUCAUCAACUAUCUUUUGGAAUGGGAUGAGGGAAUUAGUGGUGCUUUCAAGGAGUAUUAUACUGGUCACCUGAAGCAGUGCAAACUAAAUGAGCUGUUGCCAUCUACAAGAUACUCCUUCAGAUUAGCUGCCAUAAAUGAAAUUGGGAUGAGUGGUUUUAGUGAAACUGUGGAAUUUCACACAUCUGGAAAUGUCCCACCACCACCAUCUCCUCCUUCGUUGAGUCGUGCAGGGGUAUCUUGUUUAUCUUUAGAGUGGAGUCCACCGUCUAGUGUUUCUUCAGAGGAACCCCUGACCUACAUCUUGGAGAUGGAAGAGGAAUCCACUGGUUAUGGAUUCAAGCCAAAAUACAGUGGGGAAGAAUGCAUAUGCACUUUAAAAAACCUAAGAAGGAGCACUUCAUACAAGUUCAGGGUCUUCGCUUGUAAUAGUGAAGGAAAAAGCAGUGCCAGUGAAAUCGUGGAAUAUAGUACUUGUCCAGAUAAACCAGGUCCCCCAAAUAAACCAUGUGUAAAAGGAAAAAUUCAAGCACACAGCCUCAAAGUUGCCUGGGAGCCUCCAAAGGAUGAUGGUGGAUCUGAGAUCAUGAAGUAUGUUUUAGAAAUAUCAGAAACUUUGCAUGGAAUCAAAUGGGAUAUGGUGUAUAGUGGGUCUUUAAUGGAAUGUCUGUGUAAUCAUCUCAAACCCGGCACGUGGUACAGACUGAGAGUGUACUGCAUCAGCUGUGGAGGGCAGAGUCAGGUCUCUGAAGUUUUGCCAUUUCAGACUGCUGCUGUUCCUCCUGGCCCUUGCCAGCCACCACACCUUCAUGGUUUAGCCAAAGCCAAAGAAGUAAUACUUCAGUGGGGUGCUCCAGAUGAGGAUGGAGGUGCUGAAGUGACAGAAUACUCUCUGGAGAUGGCAAAUGCAGAGCAUGAAGAACACGUACAAGUAUAUAAUGGCUUGGAGUUGCAGUGUACUGUUAGAGGCCUUCUUCCUGGAAAAUCAUAUUGCUUUUGGGCAAAAGCUGCAAACAAAGCAGGGUAUGGACCAUACUCUGAGAAGUCAGUUAUCAGUACAGCUCCUGGCCCUCCAGAUCAAUGUGACCGACCCUUGUUAAUUUGCAAGACUGCUACUUCUGUGCUGGCCAAGUGGGAGAGUCCUGCAUGCAAUGGUGCUGAGGUCACAGAAUACAGACUGGAAUGGGGAGGUGUGGAAGGCUGUAUGCAAGUAGUUUACACUGGUUCUUGUCUGAGUUAUGAAAUCAAAGGGCUUACACCAGCAACUACUUAUUAUUGUAGAGUACAGGCUGUCAAUGCAGUAGGUACAGGGUUAUUUGGAAGUAUCGCGUGGGCUACAACACCAGCCUCUAUGCCAACAGUAGUCUGUGAUUUGAACGUACUAGAAGAUGGACUUGAAUUUCCUUGUUUUUCUCCUGCAACAUGCCUUGCUCUUUAUUGGACUGAACCUCAUUGCAAUGGCUCUGAAAUUCUGGGUUAUAAUAUUGAAUAUGGGGAAAGACAGCUAAUGUCGGUGGACAGAGUUACAAGUUGCAUUUUAGAGAACUUGCAGCCUGAUACGGCUUACAGGAUACGAAUACAGGCUGUUAAUGAAGUUGGUGUUGGUUCCUUUAGUCAGCCUAUUAAAGCCAAGACAAGACCACUCCCUCCUGAGCCGCCUCAUAUUGAAUGCGUUGUCUUCAGUCAUCAGAGCCUGAAGCUGAAAUGGGGUGAUGGGCCCAGCAAAGUCUUAAUGCCUAGUUCUGUACAGUUCAACCUACAAAUGAAAGACAAGUAUGAUCGCUUCGUUUGCAUUUAUAGAGGGCCAUGCCACAAAUAUAAAGUGCAACGCCUGAAUGAAUUCACCGUGUAUAAUUUUAGAAUCCAGGCAUGCAGUAGUGCUGGUGAAGGGCCAUUUUCUGACAUAUACACUUUUAUGACAACUAAAUCACCACCACCACCCCUGAAAGCCCCUAGAGUACAACAGGUAGAAGAUAAUUUGUGCGAAAUUUCUUGGGAAGCUUUACAGCCAAUGAGAGGCGACAACAUUUUCUACACACUUCAGCUUAGUAGUGGGAAAGAAAACGAACAGGUGUACAAGGGAUCAGGAACAUCAUUUUCAUUUACAAAUUUUCAAUCAAACUGCGAGUAUCGAUUCAAAGUCUGUGCAUGUCGGCGAUAUGAAGAUUCUACUGGAGUACAGGAAAUGUGUGGUCCUUAUAGCCCCAGUGCAGUAUUUUUAUCUCAAAAACAAGAACUGCUAUUGCAGAAUACAGACACAGUAACAGAACUCUGGAAGAUUGAGGAAAAAUCCUUAUCUGAUGAGCAGUUUGCUUUUUUGCUCUUAGUUGGGUUUGCAACAGUGGCAGUAAUGUUUGCCAUAAUUAUGCAGCACUUUGUGAUAAAGUAGACCAUUUAAAACUUGUUUUUUUUUUUGUUUGAAAAUACAAUGCUGUUAUCUGCUGGUUACCUUCAAGGCCAUUUGGUGGAAAAAAAAUGAGUGUUCAUCUUUGCUGCUGAGUGUUCAGAAGAUGAGGCAUGCAAUUUACCAAGUGGUGAUUUUUUUUCCCCUUCACAUAAAUGGUACUUGACAAGGGCCUUGUCUGUUCAGUGAGCUGGAGCCAGAAUGCAACACUGCAAUUGAAGAUUGGGUUGGUCACCCAUUUAGGAAGAUGACAGUAACAAAUCUUUGCAAAAGUGCUGCUCAGCAGUUAUGUAAAGCAAAUUUAGGCAGAUCAGAUCUGUUGGAAAGCACUGUGAUUCAAUGGAGUAAGAAGGAAACAGAGUUGAAAGAAGAGUGAGAAUUUAACAGUACCAUUUUGUGUGAGCCUGAGAAUACUUACACAGAAUAAAGUAGUCAAGUAAUGUUGGCCUUCACAUGUAGGACUGAAGUUUAUUAAUUAUACUAUUUAAGACUGCUGCACAGAGAAUGUAAACAGUUUGUGGCCAAAGUGUAAACCAACGGCUAACGAGUGUCAGAAAUGUGUAUGUCAGUUCUUAGCCCAGUCCAGUGAGAAAACUGAAAGAUCAUUGUUUCACAAGGACUUCCUACACUGCUCCUAGACAUCAUUUCAGAAUGCCUUUUUUAUGGCAACAGCUUUGACUCCCCAGUCUAUCGUCCAGUCUCCUUUAAAGAUUGUUGGAUACGAGUGCUUUUGUUCUUCCAUUGGAAAUUAUAGUGCACUUUGUAAAAAGUACAAAUUUUAAGAAGUGUCGUUAGGAGUAAAAGGGUGCAUUUAUUAUAAAUGGUUCAGUACUUGCUCAAACUGAGCAAAUUA